Vigna angularis (adzuki bean) is the source of this 1026-nucleotide messenger RNA. Its product is annotated as receptor-like protein EIX1. The transcript is spliced from 2 exons. Gene Ontology annotation, cellular component: plasma membrane. The record is from RefSeq and is a predicted model, not a curated record. Gene Ontology annotation, molecular function: protein binding. Lineage: Eukaryota; Viridiplantae; Streptophyta; Magnoliopsida; Fabales; Fabaceae. Bases 1 to 1026 code for a protein of 341 amino acids.
AUGUUCUCCAAUUUGAAAAUAUUGGAUCUUUCUGUGAACCGGUUGAGUGGAAAGAUACCUGAUAGUAGCAAAUUUGCACCUCAGUUGGAGUCUCUAUCACUUGAAUCAAACUCAUUGGAAGGUGGAGUUCCAAAAUCAUUGGGGAGCACAUGUACUUUACGUUCGUUGCACCUUUCAAAUAACAGUUUCAAUGAAGAGCUUCCACUGAUAAUGCAAAACUUGUCAGGAUGUGCUAGAUUCUCACUGCAAGAGUUAGAACUGAGAAUGAAUCAAAUCAAGGGUACACUUCCUGAUUUCUCAUUAUUCUCUUCUUUAAAAACUUUAUCUCUUGAUGAAAACAGGCUAAAUGGUAAGAUUCCCAAAGAUAUUCGAUUUCCUACUCAGCUGGAGACUCUCAAAAUGAAUUUGAACUCUUUGGGAGGUGUGAUCAGUGACUUUCAUUUUGCUAAUAUGUCAAAGUUGCAGUUGUUAGAUCUAUCAGACAACUCAUUGGCUUUAGAAUUUAGCCAAAACUGGACCCCGUCCUUUCAAUUGGGUUAUAUACGGUUGAGAUCUUGCAAAUUCUGUUCCAGAAUGUUUUGGAGUAAAGUUGCAAUACAAGGAAUGACAAAAAUGAAUAUUUCAUUGAAUAACAUCAAAGGUACAAUUCCAAAUUUUCCCUUGGAGGUUACUCCUCAUUUUGUAGUCCUUGCAUCCAAUCAGUUUGAAGGCCCUGUUCCACCAUUUCUUAGGGGAUCAGCAUUUCUUGAUCUAUCUCAAAAUAAAUUUUCUGACUUUUCUUCUUUUCUUUGUGCAAAUGGCACAGUUGAAGCUUUAGGCCAGCUUGACCUUUCAAAUAGCCAAUUAUCUGGACAAAUUCCAGAUUGCUGGAACCAUUUCAAAUCAUUGGCGUAUUUAGAUUUGAGUCACAACAAUUUUUCAGGAAUGCUUCCUACUUCAAUGGGAUCACUUGUUGAACUUCAAGCAUUACUACUAAGAAACAAUAGCUUAACCAAGGAGAUUUCCUUCUCCCUAAGAAUUGCAUAA